CAGAACGGCACGACACUGACGUCAGAUACGACUGUCAAUCGCAUUGUCAGAUCAUGUCCAUGUGCUUAUAAGUGAGGAAUCGACUGGGACAUCAGUCAGACAUCCACCCAGGCGGAGGACAUUAACAGGUGCGCGGCGCUCAUCCACAAACCAGCAACGAUGCCUCACUCCUUGUUCCCUCUGUGCGUCCUGGGACUCCUCGCCCUCUCCUCCGCCUGUUACAUCCAGAACUGCCCCCGAGGAGGGAAACGAGCGCUGCCGGAGACUGGGAUCAGACAGUGCAUGUCUUGUGGCCCCAGAGACAGGGGCCGCUGCUUCGGACCCAGCAUCUGCUGUGGGGAAGGCCUAGGCUGCCUGCUAGGCUCCCCAGAAUCCGCUCACUGUGUGGAGGAGAACUACAUGCUUACCCCCUGCCAGGCAGGAGGGAGACCCUGUGGAUCUGAAGGAGGACACUGUGCUGUUUCAGGACUCUGCUGUAACUCAGAGAGCUGUGCAGUGGACUCUGACUGCCUGGGAGAGGCUGAGGCCUUAGAUCCAGCCGACAGUUCUGCUGUUAACUCACCGGCAGAGCUGCUGCUGCGUCUGCUGCAUGUGGCCACCAGAGGACAGACUGAGUACUGAUAGUGUUGUCUGUGGAGCUUCCUCUGCUUCUCAAAAUCUGGAGGUGCAGAAUGGAGAUCAUCCCUGUUCCACUAUAAGCCUUGAGAUUUAAACCCUGAACCAAUAAAAUGCCAAGUCAAACUUUCUUCUCUCUUAACCCCUACUGUUGUGAUAUUUUUGUAUCUGUAAAGACAGAAUGAGAACUAUCUUCAACUUAAGUAAUUGGCUAUUUUUACCACAUCCUGGAGCAGAGAAAUCCUAAAUAUGGGUAUGCAAAAAGUAGAUUUUAUGUUUGGUCCCACCGUACGAAUGUAUAUAGUAAUGCACAUACUGUAAACAAAAUUUUAUUCUAUAUGAAGGGACAUAACAUGCCUCAGAGCUCCAUUUCAAAUAAGUGAGUUAUAAUAGAAAACACUGUAAA
This is a messenger RNA of Larimichthys crocea (large yellow croaker), 1021 nucleotides long. RefSeq names its product arginine vasopressin (gene avp). Lineage: Eukaryota; Metazoa; Chordata; Actinopteri; Sciaenidae. Gene Ontology annotation, cellular component: secretory granule; extracellular region. Bases 160 to 621 code for a protein of 153 amino acids. The transcript has 3 exons. The record is from RefSeq and is a predicted model, not a curated record. Gene Ontology annotation, molecular function: neurohypophyseal hormone activity.